AUGGUCCCCCGAACAACUCUGAGCACUUUCACCCACCCGGCGGCUCUCACAGCUACAGCGAGGCUAGCACCGAGGAGUUCCAACUUGAUCCGCCCAUUAAACUGCACCGCAAUCCGUGCCAACCAAAAAGAUGACCCUUCGAAGGACCCGAUCCUAUCGGCCACAAACAAAGCACCGGGCGGUGCUUCCGGCGAGCAUGAAGGCCAAUUCGCCCGAACAGACGAGAGUGUGCAGAUCGAGUAUCCGCCUGACAGUGAAAUGCCCGCUCAGCCAGUCGUCCAGGGCCGUGGUGGGAUGCACUUCAAGCGCACUCUGGCGUCUUUCUCGCUCGAAAACAGGGUCUCUAUGGUGACUGGUGGUGCGCGUGGACUAGGACUGGUCAUGGCGCAGGGACUGGUUGCUUCGGGUUCGGAUUUGGCUAUUGUUGAUUUGAACAAGGCCGAAGCUGAAGAACAGGCGCAAAAGCUCAUCGAUCAAUUCCAGAAAGAGAAUCCCAGCCUUGAGCAACUCCCAAACGUCACAGCCCAUUACGCCGACGUAUCCAACCCGGACUCGGUAAACGCAGCCCUCGCCGAAGUCCUCGCAAAACACAACCAAGUCGACAACCUCGUCACAUCUGCCGGAUUCACAGAGAACUUCGAAGCGAUCAAUUACCCAUUCGACCGCAUGCAAAAGCUCUGGGGCGUCAAUGUUGACGGGACAUACCUUUUCGCCACAGGCGUGGCCAAGCAUCUGAUGGAGCGCAACGCGCCCGGCAGCAUCGUCAUGAUCGGGUCGAUGUCCGGAUCGAUUGUCAAUGUCCCUCAGCCCCAGGCGCCGUAUAAUGCGGCCAAGGCGGCUGUGAGGCAUCUCGCUGCUUCGUUGGCGGUUGAGUGGGCGGGCCAUGAUAUUCGGGUGAAUUGUAUUUCGCCUGGUUAUAUGCUGACUGCUUUAACACGCAAGAUCCUCGACGAAAAUCCCCAACUUCGCGAUAAAUGGACUUCUUUAAUCCCUGUCGGAAAAAUGGGGACCCCAGAAGACUUGAUGGGUGCUGUCACUUUUCUUCUUAGCGAUGCCUCGAAGUAUAUCACUGGUGCCGAUCUCCGCGUGGAUGGUGGAUAUACCUUGACUUGA
Messenger RNA from Penicillium waksmanii, 1113 nucleotides. RefSeq lists its product as uncharacterized. Gene Ontology annotation, molecular function: oxidoreductase activity, acting on NAD(P)H, oxygen as acceptor. NCBI's taxonomy places the organism in Eukaryota, Fungi, Ascomycota, Eurotiomycetes, Eurotiales, Aspergillaceae. The coding region runs from base 1 to 1113 and encodes 370 amino acids. The record is from RefSeq and is a predicted model, not a curated record. Gene Ontology annotation, cellular component: intracellular anatomical structure. The transcript has 4 exons.